This is a messenger RNA of Henningerozyma blattae CBS 6284, 990 nucleotides long. RefSeq names its product coproporphyrinogen oxidase (gene HEM13). Gene Ontology annotation, molecular function: coproporphyrinogen oxidase activity. Gene Ontology annotation, cellular component: mitochondrial intermembrane space; cytoplasm. Bases 1 to 990 code for a protein of 329 amino acids. Lineage: Eukaryota; Fungi; Ascomycota; Saccharomycetes; Saccharomycetales; Saccharomycetaceae. The transcript has a single exon. The record is from RefSeq and is a predicted model, not a curated record.
AUGCCUGCCCCAACUGAUAAGACCAAUCUUCCCAUCCGUACCAAGAUGGAAGAAUUAAUCAAACGUAAGCAAAAGGAAAUUGUUGCUGGUUUGGAAACUUUAGACACUGUGAAAUUUCAUGCAGACUCUUGGGAACGUGGUAAUGAUGGUGGUGGUGGUACCUCUAUGGUUAUUCAAAACGGUACUACUUUUGAAAAAGGUGGUGUCAACGUUUCUGUUGUUUAUGGUAAGUUAACUCCAGAAGCUAUUCUUGCUAUGAAGAAUGACCAUGCUGAUUUGAAAUUGCCAACUGAUGAAAAGACUGGUUUACCAGUAGCUGACGGUGUUAAAUUUUUCGCUUGUGGUUUAUCCAUGGUUAUUCACCCACACAAUCCUCAUGCUCCAACUACCCAUUUGAAUUACCGUUAUUUCGAAACUUGGAACCCAGAUGGUACUCCACAAACUUGGUGGUUCGGUGGCGGUUCUGAUUUAACACCAGCUUACUUAUAUGAAGAAGAUGCUGAAUUAUUCCACAACAAUCAUAAAUUAGCCUUGGAUAAACAUGAUAAAGAAUUAUACCCAAAAUGGAAAGCUUGGGCUGAUAAAUAUUAUUACAUUCCUCACAGAAAUGAAACUAGAGGUAUUGGUGGUACUUUCUUUGAUGAUUUCAACGAAAAAGAUCCAAACGAAAUCUUGAAGAUUGUUGAAGAUUCCUUCGAUGCCUUCUUACCAUCUUAUUUGCCAAUCGUUGCUAGAAGAAAGGAUAUGGAAUUCACUCCAAAGCAAAAGGAAUGGCAAGCUAUUAGACGUGGUAGAUAUGUUGAAUUCAACUUAAUCAUCGAUAGAGGUACUCAAUUCGGUUUAAGAACCCCAGGUUCCAGAGUUGAAUCUAUCUUGAUGACUUUACCUGUCCAUGCUUCUUGGAUGUAUGAAUACCACCCCGAAAAGGGAUCUGAAGAAGAAAAGUUGAUCUUGGCUACUACUACCCCAAAAGCUUGGGCCACCAAAUAG